This is a messenger RNA of Mya arenaria, 420 nucleotides long. RefSeq lists its product as uncharacterized. The record is from RefSeq and is a predicted model, not a curated record. The transcript is spliced from 3 exons. NCBI's taxonomy places the organism in Eukaryota, Metazoa, Mollusca, Bivalvia, Myida, Myidae. Bases 70 to 375 code for a protein of 101 amino acids.
GCCUAUUUAAAGACUAGUGAUCAGUCGAUUCCAGUUCAACUGAAUCUGUGAAACAGACAAUACACCAUUAUGAAGCUGUUUGUGAUUGUACUGUUGUGCUCAGUGGCAGCGUGUGUAUAUGGGGAAAACUGUACAGUGAACGCCGAAUGCAUCAACGAUCAUUUUACAUGCGGCGUAAAUUAUCACAAGAUAUGUGAACACAAGCACGAGGUUGGGGUUACAACAGGAGGCGGACUUUGCACGUGCGCUGUCAACAAUAUAGCAUGCACAGACAAGGAUGUGUGUGUCGCUGCUCCCGAGCUAUCAUCUUGCCCUAUGGAUCGAAGGCACUGUUAUGACGGCAAAUGCAUUUGCACCAGACGAGAAUUUAAUUAAAUCCGUAUUCUUGUUCAGUUGACAAUAAAUAUUGGAAGAAAUAUG